Messenger RNA from Dichomitus squalens LYAD-421 SS1, 3994 nucleotides. RefSeq names its product periplasmic binding protein-like II. The record is from RefSeq and is a predicted model, not a curated record. The transcript is spliced from 12 exons. Bases 37 to 912 code for a protein of 291 amino acids. Lineage: Eukaryota; Fungi; Basidiomycota; Agaricomycetes; Polyporales; Polyporaceae.
CCUGACUCUGUAUCUUAACAACCCGCCUCAGAAGACAUGCCUCUCAGAGUCGGUUUUGUCAGGGAACACUUUUCGUCUCCUCUACUUCAGUUCGCCGAAGCGGACGGAGGGAAGACCUUCACCCUCGUCGAGUGCCCCAGCGGCACUGGACAGUUGAUCGGCCGUCUCGAAAACAACGAAAUCGACGUCGCGAUUGCUCUCACGGACCCACUCAUCUCGGGGAUCGCGAAGGGCUCUAAGGCGUACAAGCUCGUUGGCAGCUAUGUGACGACCCCGCUUAACUGGGCUGUGAUCACGGGGAAGAACUCCGAGUACAACUCCAUAGCGGACCUUAAGGGAACUACUAUCGGCAUCUCACGCUAUGGGAGUGGAAGUCAGACCAUGGCCUACGUGAUGGCUCUGCAGCAGGGCUGGCCGACGAAGGACCUGAAGUUCAAAGUGAACAACGACAUCCGGGGCUUGCUCGACUCCGUCAACGACGGUUCCACGAGCGCGUUCAUGUGGGAGUGGUUCACCACCAAGCCCUUCGUCGACGCCGGCGAGGCCCGCUUCAUUGGUUCCGUGCCGACGCCCUGGCCUUCGUGGCUUAUCGCCGCACACCCCGAGCGGGCACCCGCAGACUCGCUGCGUGAAUUCCUCGGCACGUUGUCGACGUACGUGCGCGAGUUCAACUCGCGGGAGAACCGCGCCGGGCCGGACGUCCAGUUCAUCAGCGAAAAAUUCGGGUACCCCGAGGAGGACAUCCAGGCUUGGCUGAAGACGGUCGGAUACCCGGAAGACUGUGCGGCGAUUCCUCGGAAGAUCAUCACGGAGACACUCGACGUGCUUCUGGAGGCUGGCUUCGUUCACGCACCCGAGGGCGGUUUCCAAGUCGAGCAGUUCGUCGACACCGAGCUUGUUCACCUCACCUAGGCUAUGUUUGUUCGGGCGGAAGGGAAGGUUUCAAAGAAGUUCAUCAACAUGUAUUAGCACAAGCAGAAAGCGUCACGCAGAAUAUGGGAUAGCCGUAGGCCUCCGACCGAGUUGUCUAGCGUAGGCAGUGAAUUGAGCCUGGGCGCGAGCAGCGAGGGUAAUAGAGAAAGAUAUUGUUGAGCACGGGCGGGGUAGCGCGAUAGUAUGAUUGGUGGCAAUACAGUGGAAGAGGUAAGGUAAUAUCGACAGGAAAUAUUGGGUGUAGCUAGAUGAACGAGAGACCGAGACGUCUGAGGCGAGCCAACACUGCGGACCGAUACACACGAGAGCAGCGGGGCCGCUGCUCGGCAGGUGCACGCCGCACCCGGAUCGAAGCCAAGAGUAGCAACUAGAAAGAGCGAGGGAGGCGGACAGUAGCGUAGGCUCUGGCAGCGGGAGCAAGUAAACAAGACAUUAUACUUGGCCAUGGACAAUAGCAAAAUGCCUGGGGGGGCGGUAUGGAGACAGUUGAACCAAAGAGAAACGGGCCACCUGGAAUUAUGAAGGUACUGGACGAUAGUGGGCGUGGGCGAUUGAGAUUGGCUACAGCAUUGGUGAUCGUGAAGAUUCAGAGCGGGAUGAAGCGUCCUCUAGCAACAGCAGUGUCAAGUAGAAACCAAAAAAAGAGAGUCAAGCAAACGUCCUAUUGCUGUGUCCUCGCGGCAGCGGGGCUCAUCAAAUUCACAUUCACGGGUAUCCUGUCGGCCGGCUCAGGGGGGUGCACGAGCGUGUCGAUAUAUCCAUCCACGUUAGGGACCAGCAACUUGAACCACAGCCGCCCGCCCCCGCUCUUCUCCCUCACGAUCUCCCACUGGUCCCGCCUCCUCAGCCCGUACGCGUUGCUGCCCCCGUUGAGCGCGUCGAUCAGUGUCUGCCGGCCCUCGCGCGUCCCCUCCGCCUCGAGCACCCACUCCCCGUGCCACCCCCGCCCGAGCUCCAUGCCCGCCUCCGUCCCGCUCCCGGACCCGACGUACGGGAUGCGCGCGAGCCACAUGUACUUGCGGACCAUCGCGAAGCCCGAGGGCGAGUGCGGGCUCGGCACGCGCGUCGCGACGUUCACGAGCUUCAUGUCGUGCACCGGCUCGAGGCCCGUCACGCGCGACCUCCUGCUUGCGCUUGGCGUGGGUGCGCCCGCGCCCGCGCUGCCUGGGCGUGAGACCGACGGGGGCCGUGAGAGGGACAUCGGGGACCCCGAGAGCGCCUGCGGGAGCGCGAGCACGAACACGGGGUUCACGAACGCUGGGAUGAUGUUCGCGUAGUAGAAUGGGGACGGCAGCGUGAGCGGGCUCGCCAGCGGGGGCGGGCUCGGGGGAAUGUACGGCACGAGGCAGUCGCCGUUGAACAUGAGCCACUUCUGCCGCUGCGCCUCGCGCAGGCCCUCGCUGCUGCUCUGCGGGCUCGGGACCGGGGGCACGUAGCCGAAGUUGCAGACGAUGUCCCCGUCGGAGAGAUGCUCCCAGAGGCCCGCGCGGAUGAGCUCCUCCUCGCACGCGCCGAUCGCGGUCUCGUCGAGCUCCGUGCACGGGACGAACACCCGCAGCACGGGCGCGCGUACCCUCGAGGUCGCCAGGAAUAGAUCGUGGGCAGACGUUCCCCUCGGCACGGCCACGCCGAGCGGCGCACUAGUGCCAGUGCCAGCGACCGACUUCGGUCCGGAACUGAGCUCGGCCCUCGUCGAGGACGAGGCGCGGCGAUGGCCCCCUUCGCUCAAGGGAGACGGGCUCCCGUCCGAGUCGGUGUUUGUGUGGGUGACGGACGGCGGCCGGGACAGCGAAGACUCGCUCGAGUAGCUAAUGGACCCGAAGCGUCGAUGGGGCGCCUUGAGCUCUCCGUCCGACGUCAGCCAGCCGUCUUCGUCUAUGCCGAGCGCUGAAAAGCCCGAGCCCGACACGGACAUGGAUCCGUUGCGCUUGUGUUGGUUGCUGGAGCCGGGAAGCGUGCGGCGCCAGCUCCCAGAGUACAUCUUCAGCGCGAGCGGAUCCGCAGAGGGCGGCGGCGGGGGGACCUUGGUGUUCUUGCGGAUGAGCGACGAGAAACCGGACGAUUUGUUAGAGCGCGGGAUCGUCUCUGCGAGCGUCGGCGUGCGCUUCAGGCUCUGCGGGGCUGCGGGGCUAAGGCUCUGACUCGAGGAGGCAACGCUCCGGAUCGUACCAGAUCGGUUGAGGACCCGUCGCAUGGCCGAGCUCUUUGCUAGUGGGCCUUCCUGCGAGGGCGCGCGAGGGGAGUCGACGAGCACAUCGUCCGAGACGGUGGCGAUGGCGCUCGGGGAUGCAAGUGGUGCCGGAAACACGAGUUGGCGGACGCCGUGGUGCUGCGGGGUACGCAGGCUGCUCGACCGAGGUGAGCUCACUAGCUCGUCGAAUUCUUCGGAGUCAGACGAGGGGGAAGGCGAUGCGCUGUGCACGAGGGACUGGAGGAAGAGGACGAAGCGCGAAUGGGCUAAUGAGAGAGAUGCUAAUCUCAUAGCAGCGGCGCGGAUUUUCAGCUGGUCCUCGCCGCGCGCCAGCCUAUUAAGCAGCACCAUAGACUGCAUUGGAUAUGUAUGUAGAGGCACGUAUUGUGAGGUCAUGAGGAGCGCGAACUGGUGGACGUCGAUGCGGACGUCGGACAUCUGGUGAAUGUCGCAUAGUUGCAGCGCGUAGGUGUAUCCGGGAACAAAAUGCGAGAGGAUGAUGUGCCUGCAGUCGGCAAUCGCCCAGAGGUCAUGUCGGAAUGCACGGCAUGCGUUCAAGAGUGCAUGGAAGUCCUGCCAUGUGGUAGUGUGGAGGAAUGCAGCAAGGAGGGAGGGUGCUUUGAGGGCACGAAAAAACAUUCGCGGGGAGCGUUUGGAAGGACGGGGGACGUGUCGUGAGCGGGAAGGGCGAGAAGAGAUAAUCUGGUCAGCCCCGGGGACGGAAGUGAGGGGUGGCCGCAAGCUGGAGGGAGCGUCGGUCCAAGCGGAGGGGAUGGGUGGGAGAGGCCGUUCCCUAGAUUUUGUAGAGACGGGCAUCGUGGUGGGAACGAGGGAGAUGAUGUGGAUGGCCGCUGGGGAGAGCGUUCAGGA